ACAUUAAUUCAAAUUUGGGCUACAUAAAUCUAUUCUCCCUAUGGAAAAAAAAUUCAUACUCAAAGCUGCGCACCCGAGAUUUUUAAAUACGGAAAUAGGGUCAAAUUGUAUCCCUAUUAUAUUGCCAAAAGGACCAUUUUUGUCAUUUUUCUCCUAGCACUUCCGCUGGCAUUCUUGAAACCUCAAAGCCGGAGAAAUGGCUGUACUGUUCAACAUCACCACUCUUCCUACUACUCGUCUCUCCCUUCAUCCAUCCUCUACUUCUUCGGUUUUUGCUCACCCAUUCUCCAGGUUUUGCAACGUUCCCAUUGCAUACUAUAUUAGAGCACCCUUUAUCCUCAAAGAGAAAAGUGCCUUGAUUGCUAAGGCAGCUUCUGCUAUUGACAGUGGGGAUUCUGAUAAUCCGGAGAGUGAUGAGGAAAGUGCGUUUGUUGAUGACCUGCCAUUGGAGUGUAAGCUUCAGCUGCAGUUUGAACAGAAGAUGAAAAUGAAGUUGGCAAAGAACAUCAGAUUACGAAGGAAGAAACUUGUUAGGAAGCGCUGCCUUAGGAAGAAGGGACGAUGGCCACCUUCAAAGUUGAAGAAGAACAAGAAUGUGUAGUCUUUACCACAAGAUGUUUUGCGGGUUUUCUGCUCUCCCAGUUUCCUUCUAUUAUCACAACUUCACAAUUCAAUGUCUUCAACUUGUAAAUAAGCAGAUAAGGAUUAAUUAGCUUCUGUUUUUUUAUGGUAUCGAUUGGUACUGUUAGAGUUUGUACUUGUCUAGUUGAUAAUAAAGACGGCUCUUUUUAUUCCUUUUAAUGUUGAUUCUGAAAUAUUUUCAUGGAAAGAACACUUUGAGACAGCUAGACUGUCAAUCA
Solanum dulcamara is the source of this 860-nucleotide messenger RNA. Its product is annotated as 50S ribosomal protein 5 alpha, chloroplastic-like. The transcript has 2 exons. The record is from RefSeq and is a predicted model, not a curated record. The coding region runs from base 197 to 601 and encodes 134 amino acids. Lineage: Eukaryota; Viridiplantae; Streptophyta; Magnoliopsida; Solanales; Solanaceae.